UGGGAUCCAAUUGGAUACUAUUGUUCCAAGAUUUAAGGCCAAACUAUACCGUCAUCCCAGGGUAGUGUUUAAUUGACAACAGGCUAGGUUGAGCUUGCAUUUCUCAACUUGCUCGUGAACAGUUAGGAUAUCGAGCAGCAGAUUGAAGAUGACCCUUCUCGACCUAAAUACUCCUAUCGAUAGUGUGGAGGAGGCCGCAUUUGACGGACACGAAUCUUCGACCUUCACUUUCGGCGUAUGGCGAGUGGAGAACAUUCACAUGAAGAUCCUUGUCCCAAGUGUAGCCGCAGGAGCUAUCAUAGGCAAGGGAGGAGAAACAAUUGCCCAGGUUCAAAAAGAUGCCGGUGCCCGUGUCAAAAUGUCCAAAGCUAAUGAUUUUUACCCAGCUACAACGGAAAGAGUGUGUUUAAUAAUGGGUUCCGUAGAUUCAGUUAGGAAGGUUCACAAUUUUAUCAUGGAAAAAAUACGGGAAAAACCUGAUCCAAAUCCAAAACUUGAUGGUGAAGCCAAAAGUAAUUUUGAAAGGCAUAAACAGUUUGAUUCUUUUCAGGUGAAGAUCUUAGUACCAAAUAGCACAGCUGGGAUGAUCAUUGGCAAAGGAGGCAACUUCAUCAAGCAAAUCAAGGAGGAGAGCGGGGCAUACGUCCAAAUAUCACAGAAAUCCAAGGAAACCAAUUUGCCCGAGCGCUGUGUAACAGUAGCAGGUGAUAUGGAGUCCAAUAAGAAGGCUGUGGAGCUUAUAUUACAGAAAAUUGUUGAAGAUCCUCAAAGUGGUAGUUGUCCAAAUAUAAGCUAUGCGGAUUACACGGGCCCGGUAGCCAGCGCCAACCCAACUGGUUCACCUUUCGCUAAUAUUGCCAGCCAGUACAAUCAAAACCGUGGUAUGGAACUGGGCAUGGCGGCAAGCAACCUCCCCAAUAACUUUAAUGCGAGCAACUUUACAGGGGCAUCCAUUGCGGGAUUCAGUGGAAUGAAUGCCAACAAUGGUGCGUUUGGUUUAAACAAUAGUAUAGGAAGUGGAAUGACUAAUCUGAACCUGAAUAGUGCCAUGUCGGGCAGCAUGAGCAGUUCGGCCUUGGAUAACCUCAAAGCUACUCUCCGCAACCAGGGCUACUCGGAACAGGCCACAGACGAGAUCAGCCUAGCCAUGAACACCCUGGCCAGCUACGGCAUUCUGGGAAUGGGUUUAGGUAUCGGCAAUGUCGGCCCCAUGUCUAAUUUAUCAAACCUGGGUGCCAGCAAUACGAGCCUGGGCAACCUGAACCUGGGAGCGUCGCCUUUAGGUCCUACGAGUAUUAUAUCGAAUACGACAACCAAUACGAAUAGCAGUGUGAGCAGCUCGUUCCUGGGCACUACCACAGCCACAGGCACCGGGGGCAGUCUGUUUGGACCAGUAGGCAGUGGCUCCUCCGGCCUCGGCAGCUCCGGGUCUACCGGAGCUAGCUCCAGUCUCUUUGGCAAUUCUUCUCCCAGCCUACAGGGUAGUGAUCGUUUCGGGGGCAGCCCCAUGCUGAAUGAUUCUUUUGGAAGUAGCAACUACACCAGCCCGACCGGCCUCCCCAAUACUUGUGCAGGAUUCGGCAGUGAGCGUUCGCCCAGUGUGAGUGUCAAUCUUAACCAAAAUUCUUUCGGUCUAGGAACGGCGAUCGCCUCUCCGUACGCUGCCUCUGCGGAGGAGAAGUCAAGCGUGGCCAGCAAACGUGAGAUCGAGGUCGCUGAAAACAUAGUGGGUGCCAUUUUAGGGCCAGGAGGUAAAGGCAUUGUAGAACUGCAACAGCUGACCAGCACCAAUAUUCAGAUCUCUAAGAAAGGUGUGUGGGUGCCGGGCACCCGUAACCGAGUGGUCACCAUCACUGGCUCAGCUAACAGCAUCGGGCAAGCCCACUAUUUGAUUAAUCAGCGGAUACAGCAAGAGGAAGUGAAGAGGGCUCGUCAAGGAGCCACACGCUAGCCCCUCUCCUCACCAUCUUAGUACGUAUUGUUUAACCAAUUUGAAAUUUUAAUAUGCUAUAGUCAACAAAGAAACCCAAGACAUCUGUGACGUUUUAUUUUCAGUUUUCACCUGCAUAAUGGCACAGAAUGUGAUCUAUCUCUGUUUUUUUUCAAGUUUGUCCUGCAUUCUGCAUACAUUAGGAUCAUUCAGUCAAGACGGACUCUUGAUGCCCCACGGAUAUGUCGUACAGUCAUGAGGUCAUAGUGCAUGCUGUAAAUAAUCAAUAU
Messenger RNA from Liolophura sinensis, 2220 nucleotides. RefSeq names its product RNA-binding protein Nova-1-like. The record is from RefSeq and is a predicted model, not a curated record. Gene Ontology annotation, molecular function: RNA binding. The coding region runs from base 149 to 1951 and encodes 600 amino acids. The transcript has 5 exons. Lineage: Eukaryota; Metazoa; Mollusca; Polyplacophora; Chitonida; Chitonidae.